Messenger RNA from Dinoponera quadriceps, 1064 nucleotides. RefSeq names its product cytochrome P450 4C1-like. The transcript is spliced from 8 exons. The coding region runs from base 129 to 1049 and encodes 306 amino acids. Lineage: Eukaryota; Metazoa; Arthropoda; Insecta; Hymenoptera; Formicidae. The record is from RefSeq and is a predicted model, not a curated record. Gene Ontology annotation, molecular function: oxidoreductase activity, acting on paired donors, with incorporation or reduction of molecular oxygen; heme binding; monooxygenase activity.
GUUUCGACAUUAUAGAUCAUCGCGGACUGCUUCUCAUAAAAUAAUAUUUCAUUUUUCAUGUCGUAGCGUAGGACAUAAAGGCCAUAAAGCGAACGAAAGAAGUUUUAAGAGUCAUUAUUUUAAUCAACAUGAUUGUCGCCUUACUGCUAACAUGCCUCUUUCUUGCGCUAUUAUAUCAUUACAUUAUACAUCUUGGAAGAAACGUACGACUUAUUGAUCGUAUACCAGGACCAAUGGCACUUCCUAUUUUAGGCAAUUUACAAGCUUGGAACGCCUCACCAGAGAAAAUGUGGUAUUAUUUACGGAGUUUUAUGAGCACAUAUCCAAUUUUAAAAUAUUGGAUUUUCGGUAUACCCAACAUUUGCAUUUGCACUCCAGAUCACAUGGAAAAAAUACUAAACAGCACGAAACAUAUCGUGAAAGGCUUCAAUUAUAAACUUUUGAAACCUUGGUUAGGCGAAGGACUUCUUACUAGCAAAGGAAUGAAGUGGCAAAAAAGGCGGAAGAUAUUAACGCCCGCAUUUCACUUUUCUAUAUUAAAACAAUUCGUUGAGAUCUUGAUCGAGGAGGGCAAUCGUGCGGCUGAAUCAUUGAAGAAUACAGAGGAAUCAGUUAUCGACGACUUGCUACAUUUUACCAGUCAUCAUACAUUAAACGCUAUAAGUGAAACUUCCAUGGGCAUUUCUUUGCAAGAUGCACUUUUCAGACCAUGGCUUUAUAAUGAAACACUAUUCAAUUUAACGUCAAUGGGUAGGGCACAUAAUAAAUAUCUCAACAUCUUGCACUCAUUCACCAGGAAAAUUAUCGCAGAAAGAAAGCUUUAUCACGAACAAACUGAAUGGCGAUAUUUGAAACACUUUGAAAACGACACAGGAAUGGAUGACGAGGAAGUAAUAGGGAUUAAAAAGAAACGAAUGGCCAUGUUGGAUAUUUUAAUAGCGGAAUCUCGCAACCAUGGCCUAAGUGAUUCAGAUAUCAGAGAAGAAGUCGAUACCUUUGUGUUCGAGGUAAAAAAAGUUCGCGGUUCUUCAAAUUGCUCAAAUAUAUAACAGCGUUUCUCUUUG